Molecule: messenger RNA, 3227 nt
Organism: Podarcis lilfordi (Lilford's wall lizard)
Lineage: Eukaryota; Metazoa; Chordata; Lepidosauria; Squamata; Lacertidae
Source: the annotation of a GenBank genome assembly
AUGCCGGCAACUCUCCGCAAGCAGCGGCAGCGCGGCCGCAGCUCGCGGAGAGGUCCGCGGAGCCUGGGCGCGCUGAUCUCAGCGCGCGCAGGCUUCGGCAUGCCGGCAACUCUCCGCAAGCAGCGGCAGCGCUGCCGCUGCUCGCGGAGAGGUCCGCGAAGCCUGGGCGCGCUGAUCUCAGCGCGCGCAGGCUUCGGCAUGCCGGCAACUCUCCGCAAGCAGCGGCAGCGCUGCCGCUGCUCGCGGAGAGGUCCGCGAAGCCUGGGCGCGCUGAUCUCAGCGCGCGCAGGCUUCGGCAUGCCGGCAACUCUCCGCAAGCAGCGGCAGUGCUGCCGCUGCUUGCGGAGAGGUCCGCGAAGCCUUGGCUGGACAGCUUUUGAAGGCAGGUGGGGGGACAAGACUUUCGCCCCCGCCAACCUUCAGAAGAGGUCCAGGACCUCUUCUGAAGGCUGGCGGGGGCAAAAGUCUUUGUCCCCCUGCCUGCCUUCCCAGGGGCUUUGAAUUGCCCCGGACAGCGGAGAAGUCCUCCGCUGUCCCGGGGCAAUUUUAGAAUGCCGCCCGCCAGCAUUUUAAGAUCGCCCCGGACAGCGGAGAAGCCCUCCGCUGUCCCGGGGUUUUUAAAAUGCUGGGGUGGAGUGGGAAGAAAAGCCCUUGUCCCCCCCAGCCUUCAGAAGAGGUCCGGGGACAGUCUGUCCCCCGGACCUGGUCUGAAGUCGGUUUCCCUAGGAACGCAUUAAUUGAUUUUCAAUGCAUUCCUAUGGGAAACCGUGCAUCGCAAGACGAAAAACUCGCAAGAAGAAAAAACUUGCGGAACGAAUUAAUUUCGUCUUGCGAGGCACCACUGUAUACACACCAAUAAUGAAAAACAUGGGUUACAUCCACCCACACAAGCAUUCUAAACAGAAUGUAGGGCUGAGAUAGUAAUCUAUUCAUAAUAUUGUUCUUGCCAAGCACCUUACACGGCUCUUAUAGCUGCCAUAAGCUUUAACAAAGUUGGUGGUCUCUCAUAAAGUAAGAAAUAUAGAUCUUUCUGUAUUGCAGUGACACACAAAUGCAUUCAUCAAUCCUUUAGCUAAGUAGGUAGUGCAGUGUUUGUCAAAUGUUCUGUAAAUUUAGUCUGCCUUUCAAACCCUACUUUUUUGCUCUACAACAGACAGCAAAAUAAUUUUCUAUCAGUACUACAAAUGUAUAUUUUAAAAGACAUAAGCAGUAUUAUUGGAACAGAAUCUGAGUAUGAUAGGGAGUAGGAAGAAAUUCAAUUUAGUUUGCAUUUAAAGACAAACUUACCAAAUCUGCACUUUCUGAAAAAAAUAUGCAAACUGAAACAAAGCUAGCCUUUGAAAUUUGCAUUUAUCUCACUUCUGCAUGGUAGUUCUCCAGUCAAGUAAUGUGUUCAAAAAUGCUUAUACUAGUGUAAAGUGAAGAUAAAAUGCAUAUAUUGCAUACAAUAACAUGCAAUAAUGCACAUAUUACAUGCAACAGCAUAUAAAAUGCAUUAUAUUUGAGCAAACUCUUUUGCAACAAUGUAUAUCUUCUAGGGAAAAUUGCAUACAAAAAUGUGUAUAUUGGAUAAAUGUACACUAAAAUGCUGGUGAAUAUCCAUGAGGGUUUAAAAAAAGAAUCCCAAACUGGUAUGGAAAUGUGGAGAACUGGAUAUAAUAUUGGAAAAAUAAUAAAAUGAGAGUAACAGAUUCACCCAGGAAGAGGGAGGGAGCAAGGGAGCCUGUUUUCAUAUCCUUGCAGUCACCUAAAUUUCCUGCUGUGUCUGGCCACACCCUUAAAAACAAUUGUCCUAUAGACAAUGGCUAUGCUUAUGGAUUUGGGGGAAACAGGUAUAGGGAACACAAGAAGCUGUCUUGUAUGGACUAAAUCCAGUAUUAUAUACAUCAGUAUUACGCAGAACAUCUUGAAACUCCAGCAACCCCUGACUUCAAGAGUUUGUUAUUCUCAUUGAUUUUAAAGCCUAUUCUGCUGCUUUAUUUCUAUUGAAUGCUCUUUUGUGUCUAGCAUUUCUCUUGUUAAAUAAAAUAAAGCAUUGGGGGAAAGGUGGGAAUGAUAUUCCCCUGAACCUCCAUCCUUUUCUUAAAUUAUACUUAUGGGUGUGUGUUUUUUAAGGACAGAGUUCAUUCACCAUUGUCACACAUUCAAGGACAAGAAGACUCAAGAACUUAUUAAAAUGCUGCAAUACACAUGUUCUUUAUUGUUUUUCUCAAGAAGAAGUUAAUUAAACAGAAGCGGUGAAGAUUAAUGAAAAAACCUUCAGUCUUCUUGUCAUCAGUCAAGUUCAACAUAUGGCUCUCCAUCAGCAUUACACCAAAAAAAGAGCCUUGGUAAAAUAGUGAUUAAUAUAGUAGAUCAUGAUGAGGAUGAAAUUAAAAGGCUGUGUUUGUUUUGGCUUGACUUGCAAGCAGAAGGUCCAAGGUUCAAUCCCAAGCAUCCCCACGUGGGGUUUAGAGUGAUGCCUGCCUGAAACCCUGAAGAGCUGCUGCCAGUCAUCAUCAUUUAUCAUCAUCAUCAUCACCAUCAUCAUUAUUAUUGGCAAGGAUGGCAUGAAGAAGUCAUGAUCACUCUGUUGCUCAGCUCUGCAGCUGGUAGAAGCACAAUAUGGGCUUCCACUGGAAGCAUGGGCAUUGGUAGUCCCACAGGCUGCUCAGUACCACCCUAUUGGUAUCCUUGCCCCAACUGUGGGAGUAGACAGGAAGGCCUAUUUUCUCUGACUGGUACCAUACAGACAUGGUCUUCAACAUCCUCCUUCCUUCAGCUCAUGAGUAGCCCCUCUGUGGCUUUAGGAAGGCAGGCUCCACCCCCCACAAAACAGGGCAGGGAAGCCCUGAGGUCCACAAGCCAGAGAAGAAUCAUAGAAUCAUAGAAUCAUAGAGUUGGAAGAGACCACAAGGGCCAUCGAGUCCAACCCCCUGCCAAGCAGGAAGCACCAUCAGAGCACUCCUGACAUAUGGUUGUCAAGCCUCUGCUUAAAGACCUCCAAAGAAGGAGACUCCACCACACUCCUUGGCAGCAAAUUCCUUCUUCCAGCAAAAUCAGAAGAAGAAGAAGAAGAAGAAGAAGAAGAAGAAGAAGAAGAAGGAGGAGGAGGAGGAGGAGCAGCAGCAGCAGCAGCAGCUUCUAUGGCCAGUGCCAGUCACAUGGCAGUUGCAAGAGCCACCAGCCUCAUAGCAGUGGAUGACAAAUUGUACAGCAGAUACUGCUUCCACCAUAGGCCAGUGUAA